AUGGAGUUUUUUAAGGAUAUUAUUACGCUUAGUUUAAUGGUAGAAGUGGUCUCGAGUGAUGGAACUUCGACAUCAUUUAGUUUAGAAGAGCCAAAUUAUAAUGAUUUUCCUUCAAUGUCAUUGGACCAAAUGCGUGAAUACCUAUACAAAAAAGGCUUGAUAAUUGGUCGACAAAACACAAAUUUUCGAAAUGUAUCCGGAAGCAAAUUAUCACUCGCUCGAGAACCUGAAUGUAAACUCAAAGAUAUUUUGACUCCGACAAAUGAACAAGUGCAGGAUGGCUUUUUUACUUUUUACCUAGAUAAAGACUUAGAAAUGCCCAGUUUUCCCGAAAUUGUUCAAAACCUUAAUUUAGAUAAAGGAUGUAAAAAGUUGAACGAUGGUACUAUCAUAGCAACGAAGAAAAAAGCUUAUUCCAUAAAAAAUCAGCACAUGAUGGAGGUUGUCAUUGAAAAUAAGCUUGAACAGCACAGUAUAGAACAUACCAGAAGAAAGAUACUUGUCUGUAAAAAGGGCUUUAUUCGGUUGUUGCAGGAAGAUUUGGAACCCACUGAAGAAUAUAUUACUGCGGUCAAAAAUGCAUUAAAGUGCAACGAUAAUCCAAGUCGAAGAGAUGCCCUAAAUAGGGUAGGAGAAGAAUACGGAUAUUUCUGGCCAAAAGAAACUAGACUCGGUGGUAAAUUUUUCCUGGAUGAUGAUCAAGAAAAUAAUCUUGACGAAUUGAGAAAUUUAAAGAACUUUCAAAAUUGGCAAAUUAUUGAGCAACCUGAAUCUGAAUUACUACCAUUAUUCAAUUUAUUGCCGCAGGAUCUCAUUUUAAAGAUAAAAGAAGUCAUCGGAAUGACAUUACUGUAUUCUUCACAUUUAACCAUUCAUAUUUCAACAAAAUGUGGUAGUAAAACCAUGAAUAUACCGAAGCCAAACGAAAUUUCAACAUUUAAAAAUGUAAAGAUUUUUACUUCUGUGAUUAUAAUGAAUAAUCAAAGGCCAUACCGUAAUGUGUUCGGAAUUAGGGUUGAAUAUAUGGAUGAUGAACAUCCAUAUGUAGUAGUACAUAGAAUUGGUCCAGCAAGAAAAUUCUUUAACCUCUCAAUUCCUUACAUGUUAAUUGGCUAUCCAGAAGAUCUACCAAUAGGACCACUUUCAGAAUUUCCUAUUGAUUAUAUUUGGACUAAAGAAUGUCAAUUCAAUAGAAGUGAUAGUAACAUCCAUAUAACUGAACAUCCAUCUUUAGAUUUUUACGAUUAUUGCUGGAUCGGAACGUGUACUUUACGAUGCAAUAAUAAUCAAUCAUAUAAUUUUGGAAGAUCUAAAGAUGUUAUUAGUUAUCAUUUCCGCAGAAAUCAACCAGAUAAUGCUACAAAUAUAUGUUGUUAUCAGUAUGAUCUCUUGAAUGAACAAAUUAAACAUACAUUGAAUUUCGAAAUUAAUUAUGUUAUUAUUGUAAACACACCUGGUUUAUUCAGAGUUUUUAACCCAGUCAAUCAUAAUUUGAAAUAUAGAUCUUGCAGACCUGAAUUUCUAUUAAGAAAUAGCCGUACUUUUACUGGAGAACGAUGGCAAUUGGAUCCAUUUCCAACAUGUAUAUUUGCAAGUAUUCAUUGUUCGGAUGAUGAUAAUCCUUUUCUUUUAAACAUUCAUAAGAAGUAUCCAAUCGUCAGAUCACUAGGAAAUGUGUCUCAAAAUUUAAAUACCUCUAUUGGUUAUGUUAUAACGAUGCAUAAUUCAACUAAUUACAGAAUUUCACAGCCUGAAAACACCAAUCAAAAAACGAAUAUGAAAAAUAAAAUUUCACAGCCUGAAAACACAAAUCAAGAAACGAAUAUAAAAAAUAUAAUUUCACAACCUGAAAACACCAAUCAAGGAACGAAUAUAAGAAAUAAAAUUUCAAAGUCUGAAAACAAAAAUCAAGAAACAAAUAUAAAAAAUAAAAUUCCACAGUCUGAAAAGUCUGAAAACAUAAAUCAAGAAACGAAUAUUAAAAAUCAAAUUUCACAUUUAAUUAAUCAAAUCAAAAACGAGGCACUCUCAUUUAAAAUAAAUCAUGGCUUUAUUAUCAAUUCACAAACUAUGCAUGCUGCUGCAAAUCCGGCAUUUGAUAUUAAACUAAAUCCAAAUAUCAAUUUCAUUAACAAUUAUGAAGUAAAAAUAACAUCAACUAAAAACAGAAAAGAAACUUUUCUAUUAGAAAAUAAUAUAGAUUCUAGUUCCUUCCUGUCAUUGCCACCUAAAUUAAUUAAUAUCAUGAAACGAUCAACGUCAACAGAUUGGCUAAAUAAUAAUUCUCCUGUCAAUGAUACUUGUAUAGAAAUUAAAUGUCAAAAGGUUGUAUUGGAUUUUGAAAGAGAAACUAUGCGACCAACUGAAGAAUUAACGACAGCAAUAAAUAAAGCGUUAAAUAACCAGAGGCCAUAUCAAGAAUUAAUUAAAGUAUUCAUUCAAUAUGGAUAUAUUUUAUCUCAAAAGAUUAUUCUCGGAGAAAAAUUGUAUGAAACAUUGCAUCUCUCAUUACAAGAACAAAAUUUUAAUGGACAAAAAUUAGAAAUUAAAGAAUUAUUUUUAGUAAAAUUAUCAAAAUUAUCAAAAUUAGAUGAACUUUUUACUUUAUUGAAAAGCAACUAUGGAUUUGAUAUAAAAUAUUUAAUGUCAACAUAUGGAGAAGCUAUUAAAAAAGAAGAUAUUAAAAAAUGGAUAGAAGUGUAUUUUGAACAGGAUUUUAAAACAUUACAAAUUAUUAAUCAAGAUAAAUUAUUUCCUUUAUAUAAAAUCUUUAAAGAACCGAUUUGCUCUGAAAUCGAAUCGAUUUUAGGAAUAAAUAAUGAGAACAAAAUACUUAUGACAGGAAUUGAGCAAAUUAUUGAGGAUACGAAAUAUUAUCAUAUUAGCUUUUCCGAUCAUUUAAAUAGCAGUAAUUAUCAAAUUUUUGCAAAGAUUGUUAGAAUCAAUGAAAAUUCAAAUGAAGCUAUAUCUAUAGAUAUAGCUUUUGUAAAAAUCCAAUCUGAAACUAGGACUGGCUUUUUAGCAAUAAUCGAAAAUUUUGACCGAAUCAAAAAUAUUGACCUGUCUGAAUUGCAUAUUAUGUGGAUGUUGGUUGGAUUGCCAGAUGAAAUUAACUUUUUUAGUAUUCAUACACGAAAGUUAUCUAUAUUAAGCAUGGAAAAUAGACAAAUUGAAUCAAAAGAAGCAAGCAUAUUGCUAAAAAUUCCAGAAAAUUUUUCACAAACUUCAAUAAUAUCUUUAUCUUUUGAAUAUCUUUUAACUUUCGAUAAAAUACUGAGCCAGAAACAUGAAAUCAAAUUAGAUAUUGAUUAUGGUCCAUCCAAUUCUAAUAUUUAUUCAAACGAAAGUAGCGGAUCUGAAAGUGAUGAUGCAAGUAAUAAUUCCGAAGAAAGUCAGGAAUCUAUUAUUAAAUAUUCAUUAAAUUCAUGCAUUUUUAUUUCCGAAGAAGUAUUUAUAGAAGCUGAUAUACCGAGAAGCAAAAACAAAUUAAUUUAUGUGAAGGCAAUGGGUUUGCCAAUCAAUUAA
Messenger RNA from Scutellospora calospora, 3525 nucleotides. The record is from the annotation of a GenBank genome assembly. Lineage: Eukaryota; Fungi; Glomeromycota; Glomeromycetes; Diversisporales; Gigasporaceae.